This is a messenger RNA of Temnothorax curvispinosus, 976 nucleotides long. Its product is annotated as protein anon-73B1. The transcript is spliced from 3 exons. The record is from RefSeq and is a predicted model, not a curated record. Gene Ontology annotation, cellular component: membrane. Lineage: Eukaryota; Metazoa; Arthropoda; Insecta; Hymenoptera; Formicidae. Bases 442 to 711 code for a protein of 89 amino acids.
AUCGAGGGCCCUUAUUUUGACGUGGGCGCGACGCGACGUGGAAGAGACUUUCGCGGAGAAUUCUUUGAAAAGGAAGAACGCGGGAUUGUGUCGCGCGCGAGAGCUCCGGACGAAAGAACGGAAUGCCGUUGAAAAAGAAAGAUAGAACGGAAAAAACUCGCCGGGGAGCCUCGAGCGUAAAACGAAGGUUACGAAUGGAACGAGAUGCCUCGGAUAAUUAUACGCGUCCGCGAUUUUGAUGCGCGGACGUGACGUACCUCGUGCAAUUGAAAUAAUUCAAUUCCGUCGUGCGGAUCAACGUGGUUUAAAUUGUUGACAUCCGAGACACUCGUCGUGCGAAUCGUUCGGUAAAAAUACGCGACUGUACGCGUUAUUCGUUCGCUUAUAUACGCAUUUGUCUCAGAAAUAUGUUGUACUUUGCUCUCUCUUUUCGCUGUGGAGAUGGCCGACGCGGAUCCGCAGUUCAAGCGACUUUUACUGCCAGCGGAGGAGACUCUGUUCGAGCAGCUGUUGAGAUUCGGCCUCUACGUAGGUGCGAUGUUCCAGAUAAUGUGCUUGUUAGCUAUAGUCGUGUAUCAGGCCGGUCCGUCCGACGGUGUGGCAGCUUUGAAGGACGAUCCGAGCGACGUGGAGUGCUCUGAAAACAGUCCCCAGGUGACGCCGAGAAGACCUCACCGGCCGCGAAAGCAGGAGAAAAAGAAGAGGCGUUGAGAUGAUGUUUUUCCUCUGAUACAACUCAUUUCACGACCACCUUAAAGGCUGGGUCUUGAAAAUAAUUCCUCGGCUCAUCUAAGUUAUUUACUAAAUGGACAUUUUAUAUAAUGUGCAAUGUGUCAAUCUCUAAAGUAUAAUUUAUAAAGUAUAAUCCUACUUUUUAACCAUAUAACUCAUUGUCUGUUUUAACUUCAUGUAAAAUUAUAAAAGCGUUAUUUGUAUGUAAUAUUUUAUAAGAGAAUAAUAAUUAGCUUUUUACAUA